AUGUCGCCAGUCAAGGUUCUUCUUCUGGGUGCAACUGGGCAUACUGGCCGUUCGAUCCUGGAUGGGCUUACAGAAAAUGGCAAUUACUCGAUAGAACUCUUUGUGCGGCCCUCUUCGGUAGAGAAACCAGCAGUGAAAGAUCUGGCUCAGAAUGGUCUCCCGAUCCGUGUGGGAGACCUGGAUGGGCCUGUCGAAGACCUUGUAUAUUUGCUUUCUGGAUUCGACCUGGUAAUUAGCGCAAUCGAUGCUCUCUCACAGUUGGCCCAAAUCACCCUUGCCAAAGCUGCCAAAGAGGCGGGCGUCGGGCGAUUCAUUCCUUGUGGCUUCACAAUUGUCUGCCCCCCCGGGUGUUAUGCUGUUGCGAGAUCAGGUAAGACGAAAGAGGAAGUGUACCAGUACCUGAAAGAGCUGCGUCUGCCGUUUACGAUCAUUGAUGUCGGAUACUGGUAUCAACUUUCGUUUCCAACCCUACCGUCUGGGCGAGUUGAUUAUGCAACUCCUCUCGUACCUAAUGUCACUAUUCACAAUGAUGGGCUGGCUACAAAUCUAUUGACGGAUCUUCGGGAUAUCGGGAGAUUUGUGGCUCGCAUUGCUACCGACAAUCGAACAUUGAAUCAGUAUGUCUACACAUACGGUGAUCUUCUAUCAGAAAUGGAAAUCUUCGGUAUGAUGGAAGAAAUUUCGGGCGAAAAGAUUGAACGAAGGAGUGUUUCCACCCAGGAAAUAGAGAGUGCUAUGCAGAGAGCACAGGAUGCGUACAGUGUCGAUAGCAAGAGCAUGGGAAACUUGUUUGCGCUCUACGUUGCGCAAUACAACUACAGCAAAUAUGUCCGAUGCGAUAACACUCCGCAGGGGGCAGAGGCUCUCGGAUAUCUCAGCGCUCGCGAGCUCUAUCCGGAGUUUCAACCCACCAAAUUCGUAGAUUUUCUGAAAGAGGUUCUUGAUGGAAAAGGAGUGAACCCUUAUGCCUAG
Molecule: messenger RNA, 972 nt
Organism: Penicillium cosmopolitanum
Lineage: Eukaryota; Fungi; Ascomycota; Eurotiomycetes; Eurotiales; Aspergillaceae
Exons: 4
Coding region: 1-972 (323 amino acids)
Source: RefSeq, a predicted model, not a curated record